Molecule: messenger RNA, 1536 nt
Organism: Fonsecaea erecta
Lineage: Eukaryota; Fungi; Ascomycota; Eurotiomycetes; Chaetothyriales; Herpotrichiellaceae
Exons: 3
Coding region: 1-1536 (511 amino acids)
Biological process (GO): intracellular mRNA localization
Cellular component (GO): endoplasmic reticulum; ribonucleoprotein complex; nuclear outer membrane-endoplasmic reticulum membrane network
Molecular function (GO): mRNA binding
Source: RefSeq, a predicted model, not a curated record
AUGGCCGACGUCGACACUCCUCCUGCCACUGAUGGCGCCCACAAGCGACCCGAGAAGCCCGACGAAGCCAAGUUCAAGGAGGACCUUGCGAAGGCCGAAAAAGACCACGAGGCUGCCCAAGCCCGCUUUAAUGCCAUCCGAGCCAAGCUAGACAGCGCCCGUCCUGGAAAAUCAACUCCCGCCAACGAUCGCUUCAAAGAACUGGUUGAAGAACAAAAGUCCAUCCGUCAGAAGCAGCAGGAACACAAGGCGGCCAAAGCCGGGCAACAGGAAAAGUUCAACCAGAACGAUGCCUUGAUCAAGAAGCUAUUUGCCGAGCAAAAGGAAGCUCGCAACCGAGCCGGAUUCAAGAGCCCCGAGGAGAUCGAUGCCAAGAUCGACAGUAUCACCAAGCAAGUCGACUCGGGCCACAUGAAAUUGGUGGACGAGAAGAAGGCGCUCGCUGAGAUCUCUGCCCUUCGCCGCCAAAAAAAGGGCUUCGUCGGCCUGGACGACUUGCAAAAGAAGAUCGACGAGAAGAAGGCGGAAAAUGCCGAACUCAAGAAAUCGUUUGACAACCCCGAGUCCCGUGCCUUGUCCCAGAAGUUUGAAGACAAUCAGAAAGAGCUCGACGAAAUCAAGGCUGCACGCGAAGACACCAACAAAAACUACGACACCUUGAAGGCAGAGCGCGACCGCUUGUACGAGGAACAGCAGGCAACCUAUGCAGCCAUCAGGAAGGUCAAGGACGACUACUAUGCCCAGAGAAAGGCUUACAAGGAGUACGAAGACAUGAUCUACCAGCAACGGAGAGAACGACAAAAGGCUGAGCGUGACGCGUACGAGAAGGAGAAGCGCCGCCGCAUCGCUGAGCAGAAGCUCGAGGAAGCCUCCGAACCCGCUUUCUUGGACCAAAUCCGCACCGCUGAAGGACUGAUCCGCCACUUCGAUCCGACCUACCACACCGACGAAGGCGACAAAGGUCCCGGCCAAUUUGCGGCCACUGCUCAACGAACCGUCGACGAAUCCGGCUUCAAGGGCAUGAAAGUGAUGAGAAAGGAGGACGAAGACUUCUUCGUCGGCAGUGGCGGCAAGAAGAAAGGCAAGGGCAAGAAGGGAGCCGCCGCCCCCGCCGACUCGGGCAAACUCAACAUGAACAUUGGUAUCAUUGAGGAACUAGCCAAAGUCGGAGUCGACCCGCCAAGCACACAGACCGAUGUCCCUGCUGUGGUUGAGAAGCUCAAGGAGAAACUGGCCGCCUGGAAGAAGGACCAGGACACGCAAACCCGAAAGAAUAUUGAAAAAGCGAAGAAGGAAAUCGAAAAGCUCGAACAAGAGGCCCUCGACGCCUCCAACGCAACUCCCUCGACAAGUGCCCGAAACGGUCGUCACAAUCACGCAAAGAAGGUGGCCGCCAAGGAUGUGGGCGUGAACGGACCCGUCUCGGCCGAGGGUGAGUUGGCUCAGGAGAAAGACGCCGUGGCCGACGUGAGCAAGGAGCUCCAGGAAGCCAAGAUUGAGGACAAGGAGAACGAGGCGGUCGAAGCGUCACAGUGA